This is a messenger RNA of Pomacea canaliculata, 2131 nucleotides long. RefSeq lists its product as uncharacterized. The transcript is spliced from 2 exons. Lineage: Eukaryota; Metazoa; Mollusca; Gastropoda; Architaenioglossa; Ampullariidae. The coding region runs from base 823 to 1308 and encodes 161 amino acids. The record is from RefSeq and is a predicted model, not a curated record.
CAACUACGUGGUACAGCGUGGUAUAACGUGGUAUAACGUGGUAUCUACUACCAACACCAGCGAGCUGCUUCAUGAUUGGCUGACCACCGCAGAACGCGCUGUGCUUUGCGCGCGCCGCUAUUGAGAGGGGAAGGCAUGCAUGGAGGACUGGCUACACGGGCGUAUAAAAUAUCCCAGUCACACGUCUUCUCUCACUCAUGCCUUGCAGGCAGCGCGCCUCCCGCUCAAAGGACUGCAAGGUACGAGAGAGCACACGAGACUUUGUCAGAGAAGACUUCCUACAACCGCUUCGUCACCCCAUCCCCUUCCCUAGAGUGUUGUCGGGGAGGAGGUUGUUAUCGUCGUUAGCAGCCGCCAGUGCCAGGAGUUUGGAUGGCAGUCGCUCUGGGAGCACAAGACUGACCCCUCGCUCAGCGGCUGACCUUUCUUGCCUUCCACGCUUGUUGCUUGCCUCCAACAUCGUUCUUACAAACGGAGGUUUGCUAGGCUGACGCCUCGCGACUGGCAUUGUCUGUAGUCGGAGAUGUUUUGUUAAGGGCUUAAAAGUCUCAGUCCCUCCCCCCCUCCACUAUCCCCCGGCUCCUGCAAGAGUGCAGGCUGUUACCUGGCGAAAAACGGUAGAAGAGACAUUUCUCAAGAAUUACAGGUAACGUGCCUCAGCUGUUCCCCAUUUGGCGAAUUGACAAGCCGAGGGCGGGGGUGCUACAACUCAUCCUUUCAGCGAAACCUACCUCGUGCUCGUCAUCUUGUCACCUGGUCGCGCGCUGAUGUGAACGCGCGUGUGUGUCAGACGACAGGCCGCGUGACAAGCCAGGGCCGACAAUGAGGGGCCUGAUGUGGGCGGCGCUCUUCAUGUUGUGUACCUGUCUGCUGGGCGUUACAGUAGAAGCCGCCAUCCUGAGACCAUACCGAGACAAAGCUAAGAUCAACACCACGAAGGAGACGACAGGUGAGGCGCCGCAUGCUAGAAACGCCUUCAGAGCGGCGCCCAAGCGCUGCUGCAAGAUCGGACACAAGGUGGCGCAGCGGCGCAUCUCCUGCAACAUCAAAGUUCUCGACGUGGUCCGCAAAUUCAGCGACCUCCAGCGGGCCAAGUUCAAGUAUAACAAAUCCAAAAACAUAAAGCCGUCACGAAUUUCAGCAAGACUGUCGGACAAAAUAGGAAAAUGCUCGGCGGCGUUUCCCAAGUACUUCGAGAAGUGCUGCGUGUACAAAGAGCAGUACCACAAAAACAUCAACAAAUGCAAAAAGAGACCCCGCCAGGAGCGCCGGCAGUGUCGCCAGUCUAUCCGCGAGCGGUACUCCUAGCUGAGGUACGCGGUACUCCUAGCUGAGGUACUAGGUACUCCUAGCUGAGGUACUCAGUACUCCUAGAUGAGGUACGCGAUACUCCUAGCUGAGGUACGUGGUACUGCUAGCUGUGGUACUCAGUACUCCUAGCUGAGGUACGCGGUACUGCUAGCUGAGGUACGCGGUGCUCCUAGCUGAGGUACUUAGUACUCCUAGCUGAGGUACGCGAUACUCCUAGCUGAGGUACUCAGUACUCCUAGCUGUGGUACGCGGUACUGCUAGCUGUGGUACUCAGUACUCCUAGCUGUGUACAAACACAAGAUGGUGGUCACACAGACUGGUGCGCAGAAGGAACUCUGCGCACGUGAGGUACAGUGAUGCCUGAUGGGUGAGAGGAGGUACCAUCGCGGCUGGUGGUGAAGCCAGCUCUCCAAUAGGACUUCCAUGGCGGCAGGUGAUUUUUGAAAACUUAUUUGGAUGAGAAGCGACACAGGCUGUGUUUAAUCAGUCUGUAUACCUUUGACAUUCUGGACAUGGACAAGCCGAUCAAUGCAAGACAACUCGGAGCUGCUAGGUGGCGCUGGCAUGUCGCCGACAUAGCUCAAUAUUCGUUUUCUUCUUUUUCUGCUGAGGUGGAAAGUUAAUUACAGAAGGCAAGCCAGUGGGUUGUUGUCCCUUGUUGACGCUGGCUUGCUUCCUGUGGUGAACACUUCAUGAUCCAGACAUGCCAGUGCUCUGCUGGCCUUGUUGACCGUUACAUGCUUUCGCUCUGUUGCAAGUUUAAACCGUUGUUGUAUUGUCUUUGAUGGGUGAAGCCUUGAGAUUAUAUGACAGACAUGUU